AGUCUUGCAAAGAUAAUCUAGCCUUUUAUUGUUGUCCCAUUUCAUAAUGCAAAUGACUGAAGCGGCAGCACGAAAAUAAGAGUGAUAAUUUAUGAAUAUACUAAUUAAUAUACAAGGAAGCAUUGUUUAGCUGUGACUCAUUGAUCUUUUGAACCAAAGAAGCAACACAAAAGCAUGGAAAUGAGUGCGGCAAUGCUUGCACGGGUCUCCUUUUAUCCAACGCUGCUCUACAAUGUGCUCAUGGAAAAAGCAACGUCAAGGAAUUGGUACGAUCGUAUUGAUGAAAAUGUUAUACUUGGAGCGCUGCCUUUCAGAAGCCAAGCAAAUGACUUAAUUGAAAAGGAAAACAUGAAAGCUGUCGUGUCAAUGAAUGAAGACUACGAACUUACCGCGUUUUCAAACGACUUAGUUAAAUGGAAGGCUCUCGGCAUUGAGUUUUUACAACUGGCCACCACAGACAUAUUCGAAUCACCUAAUCAGGACAAACUUUACCGUGGCGUUGAGUUUAUAAAUCGCUUUUUGCCACUCUCGAAACGCAUACCGAAAUUCGAUUCCUCGCAAUAUGCUGAGAAUAUUGGUUCGGUUUAUGUGCAUUGCAAAGCGGGGCGAACACGGAGUGCCACCUUGGUGGGAUGCUACCUCAUGCUGAAAAACGGUUGGACCCCAGAUCAAGCUGUUGACCACAUGCGUCAAUGUCGACCACAUAUCUUACUGCAUACCAAACAAUGGGAUGCGUUGAGAAUAUUCUAUGCAAAUAAUGUGGAGCCCCAGUCAUGACCCAGCCCUGACUGAUAUGCU
Molecule: messenger RNA, 798 nt
Organism: Drosophila arizonae
Lineage: Eukaryota; Metazoa; Arthropoda; Insecta; Diptera; Drosophilidae
Gene: PTPMT1
Product: protein tyrosine phosphatase, mitochondrial 1
Biological process (GO): protein dephosphorylation
Molecular function (GO): phosphatidylinositol-4,5-bisphosphate 5-phosphatase activity; phosphoprotein phosphatase activity; phosphatidylglycerophosphatase activity
Source: RefSeq, a predicted model, not a curated record